Messenger RNA from Abrus precatorius (Indian licorice), 705 nucleotides. RefSeq names its product ethylene-responsive transcription factor ERF014-like. The coding region runs from base 1 to 705 and encodes 234 amino acids. The record is from RefSeq and is a predicted model, not a curated record. Gene Ontology annotation, biological process: regulation of DNA-templated transcription. The transcript has a single exon. Lineage: Eukaryota; Viridiplantae; Streptophyta; Magnoliopsida; Fabales; Fabaceae. Gene Ontology annotation, molecular function: DNA binding; DNA-binding transcription factor activity.
AUGGUCAAGACAGAAAACAAAGUCCAGCCAGAGCCAUCAAAGCCAACGUUGAGACCUUUACCUUCAUCACCGGCAUCAAAUGAGAAUAAGAAGAAGAAAUACAAAGGGGUGAGAAUGAGGAGUUGGGGUUCCUGGGUAUCAGAAAUUAGAGCACCAAACCAAAAAACAAGAAUAUGGUUGGGAUCUUAUUCAACUGCUGAAGCAGCAGCAAGAGCCUAUGAUGCUGCACUUCUAUGCCUUAAAGGUUCCUCAGCAAACCUGAACUUCCCUUCAAGUUCUUCUCAUUACAUUCCUCAGGAAACUGUUAUGUCCCCCAAAUCCAUCCAAAGAGUGGCUGCAGCUGCUGCUAAUAGUUUUGUGGACAACAACAAUAAUGCUAUUGCUAGCACCCCACCUUCUCCACCUCUUGCUUCAACCUCAUCUUCUUCAUUGGUCUCAUCCCCUUCAUUGUCUUCUUCUCCUUCAGAUCAUAUAGAAGAUGAUGUUUCACUGCUUUCACCUUUUGAGGCCUACACUACUACUAGCUGUGAACAACCACAUGCAUCAAUGGCUAUGAUGGAAUCUUGGUAUGGCCUUGAUGGCUUACAAUCACCAAAAUAUGUCGAUCAAAUGCUAAGUGGGGCAUUUUUUGAUAUUGAUUCAACACAGCUGCUUGAUGAUCUGUAUGAAGAAAGUGGUGACAUUCGUUUGUGGAGUUUCUGCUAA